Darwinula stevensoni is the source of this 2786-nucleotide messenger RNA. Lineage: Eukaryota; Metazoa; Arthropoda; Ostracoda; Podocopida; Darwinulidae. The record is from the annotation of a GenBank genome assembly.
CUCGCUCAAGAAAGUGUUUGCCUACUUCCGGUGAUAUUACUUUUGUGUCUUACAGCGAUAUCACGUCCGACUUCCUCAGGGCACACUUAAGCAAUCCAACAGUCGAACGAGCCAGUUCUUCCAAUACCAUGUGGACCGAAUCGAUAGUGACCUCUCCGAAUUACAGGCCUUUGAGCAUCCCCCACGAUGUGACAUUAUGGGGCUUCAUAUCUUCGGAGAUCAAGAGAGUGAUUAACCACUUCGGUGACGCACCUUGGAUGGUAAAUGGGGUGUCUGGAGGGAUUCGGCGGUUUUCAGAGAUUCAAGAGCUGGUGGAAAAAGCAGCUUCUAACUUGAGGAACAGAGGUUUGAAAAAAGGCGAUGUGGUAUGCUUUCACAGCGAAAAUCACGUAGAUUACGUGAUUCUUGUUUUAAGCGUCAUCGCAUGUGGAGCUGUGCCGUUUUUGCUCCCUCUCUGCUCAACCGAUGCAUUAGAGGACCAAUGCCACCUGGAGAGCUUCCAAAUAAUUUUCUGCUCUGCAUCCAACUACGAAGACGUUUGCGCUCGCAUAAAAUCAUGUCCAUCAGUCAAAUACGUCAUCAGCAUGGAUCCACAUCCAUCUCGAAAAAUUCAGACUUCGAAUGAUCUGUUCCAGGGGUCACCAGAUGGAGUCGUGAAAGUAACAGGAGUUGAGAGCGACUUGGCUGUGAUUUUCUUAAGCAGUGGAACGACUGGUAAACCAAAGACCAUUGAACAUACUCAUUACAGCAUGAUUGCUGGUUUCUGCAACACUGCCAGGGAAGUGAAGGAAUGGGAAGGGACUGAAGAUUGGAGAAUGGUGAUACCAUUCCACCUGGGACACGUGUCUGGUUUAUGUCAUGCUUUCAUGGCCAUAAGAUUGGCUCAUCAACUCAUCUUCCUUCCCAAAUAUGAUCCUUCCCACCUCUUAGCUGCCAUUCAACGAUACAAGGUGCCCCAUAUUGAAGUCACAGAAAAACACGUCCUCAUUCGUGUCGUCAUCGAUGCCUGCACAGCUGCCAUGAGCCAAAUUCUGGUACUGGCUGUUGAAGAUGGGCGAAUUUUGGUUCCAGAUGAACCCGGCGAACUCUGCUUCAAGUCCCCAUCUCAAAUGAAAGCUUACAGACACGAUGAGGAUGAAACUUGGAGAACAAUAGAUGAGCAAGGAUUCAUUCAUACUGGCGAUUACGGAUACAUUGACAAAGACGGAUACGUCUUUCUGUUGGCUCGUGUGACGGAUCUCAUCAAAAUUAGUGACAGCGGACAAAUCUCCCUGAUACCACCAACCAAAGUCGAAGACGUUCUGCUCUCACAUGUUGACGUAAUGGAUGUUGCCGUUUUUGGUGUCCCUUCAUCUGGAGACCAGGGACUCGAAUCUGGAGAUUCUCUAGUUGUCUCCGUGGUGAAGAAGAAGGAAUCAGACUUGACAAAGGAUCAACUGAUCUCCUUCCUUCGUGUACCUGACGAUGGAGUAUCAAAGUCCGCGCUGGGACAUGCGACAAGCAAUCCCUCAAGCACUUCCAAUGUGGUCGUGGGUGAAGCAGAAGGUGAAAUCUCAUCUGGACAACCUGGGCGACAGAGACUGGAUCACCUCAUUCCAAAUAUUUUGAAAAGAGAACGGAUCAAGCUCUGCAUAAUCUCAAACGGAGUCGCUGGAAAAGUUGCAGAAGCAUGUGCCUCGAUUGACCGACAGCCUGUCGUGGUUACGUUUGAAGAAGAAGAUGGAUUCAAGUCCCUCCGAACUCUUCUCACUGAAGCAAGCGAUAUCCCUUUCCCGGAAGUGGAUAAGAAUUCGGACGAGGAUGUGGCCAUGAUAUAUUUUUCCAGCGGGACGACAGGGGAACCAAAACCCAGCACUCGUUGCCUCUACCUCCUAUUGGUCGUCUCCUGGGACAGCGAAGAGAAGAACGAGAGUUCGUGGAUUAUGGCAGCAUCCUUGAAUUUCAGUCACAUAGCCAGUCUGUUGUUCCUGUUCUUUUCCCUCAAACGGGGUCAAAAGUACAUCAUGUUUUCAAGAUACCAUCAUGAUAUCCUCUUCCCAGCCGUCGAGAAGUACAAGGCGACCCACUUGGUAAUUUUCCCCAGUACAGUAAUUCACAUCUGCAAAAAAGCCGAUUCGAAGAAAUAUGACCUACACAGCCUCAGAACGCUCAUUGUCAGUGGAGCACCUUUGUCCUAUAACAUGGAAAAGGUCUUGCGGGCUCGCCUCCCGAAUGUCAGCGACUUCUGCCAGUGUUACGGGAGCACCGAAGGGACGUGGCUGACGUUCCGUGGGAACGGAUGCUACAAACCCGGGUCCAUUGGAAUACCUUACCCUUUGGUCGUGGCAAAGGAAACGCGAGAGACCUUGCACGAGGAUGGAUACCUGUAUACGGGAGACUACGGCUACAUGGACCAAGAUGGUUUCUGUUUCGUCAGAGAUCGGAUCAAAGACCUUAUCAUCCGAGAGGAACAAGGCCUGGAAAUAAUCGUGGCGCCGAGUGAGAUCGAGGGUGUAUUGUACCUGCAUCCAGAUGUAAUGUCUGCUGCAGUUUAUGGUGUUCCGGCCGUAGGAAUCAACGGAUUCGUCCCCAGGGCUUCUGUCAUCAAGAGGGACGAAUCGAAUGUCCAGGAACAAGAACUCAUCGAUUUUGUUGCAGGAUGCGUAUCUCCAGAAUGUGUUCUCUUGGGUGGGCUGGAAUUCUUGUCCGCAAUACCCAUGACCCCUGCUGGAAAAGUCUACCGCAAGCAGCUUCAGGAAGCCUUCAUUGCUAAGAUCAAGGCAAAACUUGAAAGCAGAGAAUCAUGA